Urocitellus parryii (Arctic ground squirrel) is the source of this 1322-nucleotide messenger RNA. The record is from RefSeq and is a predicted model, not a curated record. NCBI's taxonomy places the organism in Eukaryota, Metazoa, Chordata, Mammalia, Rodentia, Sciuridae.
AGAGCUAAAAUAAUAAAAUGCUGAUCUCACUGUUCCCCCACCCUUUCCCCCGGCUCGGCACCAGGCUCCUCCUGCUGCCGGAGCAGUGCCCCAGUAGAACAGAACUACUGACAGAAGGGGAGGUGAGAAGGAGGUGGCCAUCAGGACUGGCUCUCAGUGCCACACAGUGGGGAAGGGGUGGGGGUCACCAUGUCAUCAUAUCAGAAGGAACUGGAGAAAUACAGAGAUAUAGAUGAAGAUGAGAUCCUAAGGACCUUGAGCCCCGAGGAGCUAGAGCAGCUGGACUGCGAGCUACAGGAGAUGGACCCUGAGAACAUGCUCCUGCCAGCUGGAUUAAGACAACGUGACCAGACAAAGAAGAGCCCCACAGGGCCACUGGACCGAGAGGCCCUUUUGCAGUACCUGGAACAACAGGCACUAGAAGUCAAAGAGCGUGAUGACUUGGUACCCUUCACAGGAGAGAAGAAGGGGAAACCCUACAUUCAGCCAAAGAGAGAAAUUCCAGCACAGGAACAGAUCACCCUAGAGCCUGAGCUGGAAGAGGCCCUGGCCCAUGCCACAGAUGCUGAGAUGUGUGACAUAGCAGCAAUUCUGGGCAUGUACACACUGAUGAGCAACAAGCAAUAUUAUGAUGCCAUCUGCAGUGGAGAAAUAUGCAACACUGAAGGCAUUAGCAGUGUGGUACAGCCUGACAAGUAUAAGCCAGUGCCAGAUGAGCCCCCAAACCCCACAAACAUCGAGGAGAUGCUAAAGAGGGUUCGAAGCAAUGACAAGGAACUGGAGGAGGUGAACCUCAAUAAUAUACAGGACAUCCCAAUAACCAUGCUAAGUGAGCUGUGUGAGGCGAUGAAGACAAACACCUAUGUCCGGAGCUUCAGUCUGGUGGCCACAAGGAGUGGUGACCCCAUUGCCAAUGCGGUGGCUGACAUGUUGCGCGAGAACCGUAGUCUCCAGAGCCUGAACAUUGAAUCCAACUUCAUUAGCAGCACAGGACUCAUGGCUGUGCUGAAGGCUGUUCGGGAAAAUGCCACACUCACUGAGCUCCGUGUGGACAACCAGCGCCAGUGGCCUGGUGAUGCAGUGGAGAUGGAAAUGGCCACCGUGCUCGAGCAGUGUCCCUCUAUCGUUCGCUUUGGCUACCACUUUACACAACAGGGGCCACGAGCUCGGGCAGCCCAAGCCAUGACUCGGAACAAUGAACUACGUCGCCAGCAAAAGAAGAGAUAAGACCACCCUUCCCUUGACCAACUAGAGCUGGGAACCCUGGACACGUAAAUUCUCAUUUCCCCUCUUCCUGUAAAUAAAGGCCCUUUUGUCCAUCC